GCCGAGCUCUGGAGGCAAAGCGCUUGGAGAAAGAAGAGGCGGAACUUCAACUAGCACUAGAUGUGAGUCUGGCAAAACAGUCUUCGGUGAGAAUGGAGAAAGCUAAGAUCGAAGCUGAAGCCCUGAGAAUCGAAGAGGAAAAUGAGAAGCGCAAGAUAAAAAUGGCUCAACUAGAACAGGAAGCUAAGAGGAUGAGGAAUAGAAAGGAGACGAUGAACUGUGCUCAAGCUCACGAGGUCAACUUUGCAGCACAGGGCGUGGUUACGCCUGGUGAUCAAAACUACAACCACAACAACAACAACGAACCUGCUAGCACAUCUCGAUACAACUUAAGUAACCGCCCAGUGCACAUUGACGGAGGAGAGGAAGGAUAUAACAACGAGGAGAAAGGUCAGAAGAAAGGCCGCAGCCGUGGUGGGAAGAGCAACAACUACGAGGAAAAGGAGCAUCAACGACUAAGACGACGCUGCACGCCUGACGAUCCCCCGGCAGUAUAUCGCGCUGACCAGUAUAACAGAUCUUUGGAUCGACAACAAGAUGACCAUCACCACGAUCGGGAUGGGUCUUCGUCGUCUUUCUACUUCAUUGGUGACGAUCAGGACAAUAACUACUGGAACGAGGCUGAGCAAUGGGGAUGUGAUGAAAAUGGUGGACAGUGGGGAGAAGAUGGAGUAUACCGCGUGAGUAGCUCAAGAUGGGUUGGUGAUGGUGGCUUGGUGCAUGAAGUUAUUGAAGAGGAAGAGGAUGAAGAGGAUGGUGGAAUUACUCCUCUUUACCCGAGCAGCAGCAAGAACGACAACAACAACAAUAAAACACAGGAGGCUGAUCAGCAGAAGGAGAUGAUGGUCGCUGAGGAGGAAAAACAACUACAGCAGGCACUCCACAAGUCCAUGGCUGAGCAUGAUGAAGCAAAAAACUUUUAUUGUACUCCGGGUGCAACUUCUUCACGAGCUACAGCGGAAAGCCAGGAAGCUGCGCUUAAGCAACAAAAGGGGCAAAAUCACAGCUCUGGUCUUAUCGGUGGCGCUAGUUCUAGUGCGUCUAGUGGGAAGAAAGGUGGCGCUGGUCAGGGUCGUUCCGCUAAUAAUGGAGGUCGGGGCGGUAGUAACAACAACAACGAGAAUCAAGGCAAAGGUGCUAGAGGUGGCGAACUUGAUGAGUAUGGGCAGGAGAUGGAGGAGGAGCAACAGAUGGAACCUUCCCAGCGGAAUAGCGAGGAAUGUUCGGCACGCUCACAACGUUACAACCAAAGGAACGCCAAGAAGCGGGGCCAAGUGCAAUUCCAGUAUUGACUAUUGCUCUAGGAGAACUAGUGGAAAUAGAUAAGCUUUUGUGGAAUGAACUGUUUACUUUUUCCGCUAAGUGGACGGACCAUCAUUUUUGGAUUAACAUCAUUUACAAGUUUCGUCUGAGUUGUAAUAAGCUGGAAAAAAUACCCAAUAUGCAGACAAGAUAUAUUCAAUCUAAGUUAGCUUACAAACUGUUUUCAGCCCUUGCCGCCUUCGUGUUUAAGAAGUGCUUCCUAAAAAAUAAGUGUAUCCGAUGCAAGAUAGUUAAGUGUAAGUGUCAUAUUGUGCUAGAACAAGCAGGGAGGAAAGGUUGGUUUUGGUGGCAUGAUACAACUACAGUGGACCCGUUUUGUGUCUCUAAGAAAGGUAGUCGGAUAAUAGGCGAAGGGAGUAGAGUUAAGGACGAACUUACUCCUUCUACAGUUACACAGCACAACAUUCUGGCCAUAACUAAAAGAAGACUCUUUAAGAUACAGUACUGCAUCGGUAAUUCUAUCUUGGUGACUUCUAGAACUAGGCACGACAGGAACUUAAGUAGGAAGGUUAGAGCGUGCAGGGAGGUUAGUGACCUGGAGGGAACUGAAGGUGAUGACUCUCACUAGAACAUCAUCUACUUAGCCUUUAGACCUGGGACUAAGUAUAAAUAUGUAGGCAUUACGCAGAAGGGAAGGAUGGAGAGAGUAGAAACGCACUGGUCUGGGACAAUUGCGGAGACUAGGGGUGGGUCCUUUUCUUCUAAACUACACUCACUUAGGGACUUUUUUGCCUUCAUAUUUAUACCGGUUUUUUAUGCUAAAGUUAGCUGUAGAAUUAAUCUAGAAGCCGCUGAAGGUUUUGCGAUUAACUACUUUAACGCGGAUAGGAACACACGAAAAAGAAUCACGGAAGCUGGUGCGAAGAGAUAUGGCGUGGUAAAAACAGUUUUGGUUACACGUAAGUGUAGGAAGUUUAAGAAACAGAGAAACACGGUUGAAAAGGAAAGUUACGAGACGCCUAGAGCUAUAGAAAAAAUACUCAGGACCGUGGAGUAUGGUAAAAGAACGAAGACAAGAACUAUGCUAGUACUUAAACUCGCUAGAGAUGCGCAGACCACUAUCUCCGACAAAAGGACUGUUCAGAGGAUGACUAACUACGAGAAAGGAAGGUUAGACUAUGCAGCUAGAAGCAUUCUUACUCCGUGCAAGUACUCAACUUUUUCAAAAAACUUUACUGACAUUUGUGGAUCUGCCUUUAAGCCACUUAGAAUCUCCAUUCCUGUUUGGCCUGCGACGAAUGAAGUCAUGAAUGCUUACGUUAGUAUUGUGCAUGACUGUAUGAGAAAAGGAGAUAGAGUCAGAUAUGCUUCUGAGCGUAGACGUAGAAGAACACUUUGUGGGUACAAAGCUCGAGACGAGCUGGUAGUCCUAUCCUUUCGUAGACAGAAACUACUUCGACUUUCUGACGUAGUUAACUCUAAGUGGGAAGAAGUGCGCCAGAUUCUACAAGAUUCACCUCAAGGAGAAGAGCCUUGUUUUUGUGAGGAGAUUCGUGAGAUGGUUCCUGGAAUUAAGACCACUAAAUGUGGGCACGUUUGUUGUGACCUUCGUACACUCCCUGCUCUUUCAUGUAAGACGUUUUGGAACAGGAGUGGGCGUUUUUGUCCUACUGAAGAACAGAGUAUAAAGGUUUUUAGAAAGAACUUAGAGAAAUUAAGCGGUUGCACUAAAGCUUGCGUUGAGCCGUAUUUUUAUAAGAAGCAGGUUGAAACGAUUAGAAAAGAUGUUAGAGAAGGCGGUAAGGGUUAUAAGACUAUCGAGGACAUUAGUCCUAAGCUCUUAGAAGUAGCUAGAAGAACAGUAGUGGGGGACGUAGAUAAAAGCAAAUCAGCUUACUUUUGUUGUUUCCAGGUAAUCAGCCGGGUCAUACGGAGCCAUAUGGAAAAAAGCGGUGCCUAUGUUAGAAUGGAGGGAUGGGCCUCAUUGGAGGAGUAUAACCCGGAGUUUUUUGAGGUUAACAAGAAGGACACAAGUUUGACACUGAGAAGAAGAAAGCAUAAGUGGUGUUUCUUAAAGGUUAUGCUCAAGGAUAGAGUCUUUAAAGAUAUAGGAGAGAGCAUCGAUAUUGAUGCCAUUGCUUACAGACCUCUGACGAGCUACUACUCACAUGCGUGGAAGCUGAUAUUUAAACGUGCAGCACAGGUUGUGGACUGGUUGAUUAGCAAGGAAGCUAGCAUGGCGACUACUACUAAAGGGUUCCUGCAUAUCGUGAAUAAUUAUAACGACCGAUGUCUGGAGUUUGUUGCUGAUCUUAUGGAGGAAAAGGGUUGCUCUUUUGAGGAAGCAUUCUUACAGCUUCCUGCUAUCGAGGUGGAGACCCACGACAUUAAAGACUUUUUUACUGCCUGCAAUACAAAAAUAGCAAUACAAUUAAUUAGAGAAAGAGUGCAGCACUACAAAAAGCAAGGCUUUAAGUACUUUGUCCUACAGACUGAAAAAGCUUACGAAAAAAGAGUUCAAUACCACAACACAACGAGAAAGCAGAUCAUUAAAGCUAACACUACUGUUGACUUUAGCGUUGAAAAACCGAGAAGGGAGGUCUCUGUGUCUAAGUUUAAACCUAUUUUUGCUCACUGGAUUAGUCUCGAUGGUCUUAGAAAUAUUCUACAGCAUGACAUUAGCCAUGUUUUCGUUCGAUCGCAUGGCAAGCUGUUUAGGCAAGUUAGUGGCGGCCCUAUGGGUUCCCCAACGAUGUGCGCACUGGCUAACAGUUUCGGAUGUCAGCAGGAGAGAGUUUGGAGGUCUAAAGUGAGCAAAGAGGAAAGGCCGAGCAUGCACAAGAGAUACGUUGACGAUUCUUUCUCCAUUAAGCUCAAGACACUAGCACAAGGCAAAUACCCAACAUACCAAGGCUGUAAACUUAAGGAUACUACUGCUGAAGCUGAGUUUUUAGGUAUGAACUUUACUACUUUCAUGGAUCGACUAAUCUCCUUGAAACCUAAGCACGAAAGUAUGUGGAAGGUCCUCCCACCCUUGUCAUACUUAACGAACACACAGAGAAAAGGACUGGAAAGAGGAAAACUAGUAAGAAGGAAGCUUAACUCGACGCAUUUUCAGACAUAG
Messenger RNA from Amoebophrya sp. A25, 4387 nucleotides. NCBI's taxonomy places the organism in Eukaryota, Dinophyceae, Syndiniales, Amoebophryaceae. The record is from the annotation of a GenBank genome assembly.